This is a messenger RNA of Amoebophrya sp. A25, 4614 nucleotides long. The record is from the annotation of a GenBank genome assembly. Lineage: Eukaryota; Dinophyceae; Syndiniales; Amoebophryaceae.
CAUGAUUGAGAGCAUUUUUCAAAUAGCAAUCACGCACUCUGCCCCUCCCUGCUCCCCUUCUUUCCCCGAACUAACGAGUGUUGGCAUUUGAUCAGCUUGCUAUGAUAUUCUUACAGAUACAGCACCAGCAGAAAAUAAGGAACAGUUGUCUUUCACUUUUCCGAAGUUUUUGUGGUUUCUUUUUUACCUUUUUCACCUGCAGAAUCAACACUCUCAACUAAGGACGAAAAUUAAUAGGUUUUUUUCACGACUCGAGUACUUACAUUCAUUUGGUCUCUUGUCUUUUUUCUAAAUUGUUUUCUUGUUUAUUUCCUUCGCCUAGAACACCUUGAGCACCUACGUAGCACGAAGCAUUCAAUUUUAGAAGCUCCAUUUGAUUUCGAACCACGGAUACCACAUUCACAGAAAAGGACUCUAAACCAACUGCAAUUACUUCCGAGGACCAGAGAAUAACAAUAAGUACUACCUCCCAAGAAGUAGAAGAAAGAAACACCACACAAUUAAAUCUUUCGAAAAAUAUUGUAGUGAUCUCUACGAAAUCACAUACAUCAGUACUUUUAGCAGUACUACUCUGAUCCAAAGUACAUCCAAAUUUUCCAGUGAUCAACAUCACACACUACUUACACGGUACUACUACUAAAAGCAUUUUUACUAAAAUCAGUACUAAAAUCCAAACUACUAACUACAUUGUGGAGUGAUUUUUUUCGCCAUAUUCUGGUAGUGAUCAUCUUCUUCAAACUGUUCUACUUAUAGUGAACAUGGCCUCCAAACCAAUGGAUUCCUUCGCUGCUUGUUUGGAUGGCGUCAAAUCCGCAGUUGAUGCGGUGUGCGGACCCAAGAAGAGACCGAUUAUCAUUAUCUUCGGCCCUCCAGGUGCGGGCAAAGGGUACUAUUGUGUUAAAGACUGUGUUUGAAGACUGUUGUCCAUUGUCUCUCUUUUGUGUAAGAUGAACAAUCAGUAAACACACCAUGACUUCAGGAACUAUCGGGUUAGCAGUACCGUAUUAAAUUCCUAUUUCUAUGUUGGAGACUGUUGUCCAUUGUCUCUCUUUUUGAAGAUUGAUGUGUAAGAUGAACAACCAGUAAACUACAUAGAUGGAUGUUGAUCUACUUCAACAAGGCAACAUAACUUUUAUGAACAAGAACUUGAUGAACUUGAAACACAUCAUGAAGACAGCCUACUAGUAGUUACCACAACUUACUACAACUCGAUUGUGCAGCGUCAGAAUGUCCUUGUGGAUGUUAUUUCAAUACAAUCAACCCCAGCCGCUCAUCCCUAUCUUCACUAACCACCAGAUCCGUCUCUCCUCAUAUCGAGGAAAGUGUAAUCUAAUCAACAAACCACCAGAUCCGUCUCUCCUCAUAUCGAGAAGAAAUUGAAUGUUGUGCAGCUAUCCACUGGGGACAUGCUGAGAGCGGCCGUCGCGAAGGGAACGGAGACUGGGAAGAAAGCUAAGGCCAUCAUGGACUCUGGAGGCUUGUUAAGAGGACUGAAAAGAAUUCAUUUCUAAGAGUCAUUUUUCUUUGUGUCCUUCUUAGAAGGAAGCUGAGAAUAAAAUGUACGCGGCAAGAAAUGAAUUGUAGUGAAUUCUAAGCUUGGUCAGUGAUGACAUCGUUGUUGGCAUCAUCAGAGAAAGGAUACAGGAGGAUGACUGCAAAUAUGGGUACUAUUGAUUCGAUGUUUCGGAUACACGCCUCAGCAACGUAAGUAACUCGAUGAUGGUAGAGCAACAACGUGACCCCAAAAUCUCUGUGCAUGCUUCGUCACACUAGAACGUCAUUAUUUUGAUAAUCCCAAUGGAGCAUCGACUAUAACGAGGACAUGACGCUGAUGGCUCGCACAAAGAGAGUAGAGAUCAUGCGCUCGCAUGAGGCACGUUGUAAAGGGAAGUAGUCAGUAGGAGCUUCUCUAAACCCCUGGAGUGGGUACACUCAUUCAUUCAGACUCUCAGUCUCACGCAUCAACUUUCAACUUCUCCUUGCCAGUACUGUCGCAGAACUACUCUCGCACAACAACUACUUCCUCGCAAGUGAUCCUAACCACAAUCACAAAAGGUUCCUCCUCGACGGUUUCCCUCGCACAGUCGCUCAGGCGAAGCAGUUGGAUAGUAUGUUAGCAGCCAAGGGUGAAGGAGUGACGAAGAUUAUCCAACUGGAUGUGAAAGACAGCGUGUUGGAGGAACGCAUUUGCGGUCGCUGGAUCCAUAAAGCGAGUGGCCGCAGCUAUCAUGUUGUUUACUUAUGGCUUCGCCUACCAGUCGUAUUAUCAGCUACUUAUCAUAUCCUACAUAGUUGUAGACUAUACAUCAUCAGCUAUCAUGUUAGUAUGCCAUGAUAGUGAUAGUGUGGUUGGAGUUAUUUUCCGUCCUGUUGAACAAUCACAGUGAAUAAUCAAAAUCCAUAUAAUUGUUAUCGAUCCUAUUGAUCUUCUCGAUCAUCGCUAAACACGAACUACUCACUCUAAUGUCUGCGCCGCCAAAGUGCUUCAUCGGCAAAAAACCCCAUGAGGCAUCGCCCACAACCAUGCGCGACGAUGAGACCGGUACUUUACCUGAUUACAUCUCUUUAUAACUCCAAAUGUUUAGCCAGCUUGUUUAGUCCUCGUACCUGCGUCUGUUGAUUUAAGUAAUAACUUGAUGUUGCAUGUUUUAGCUUUCCGAAAAGAUCACUCACACACUGUCCCUGAGAGCAACUAGUUGUCGUUCAUAAGUAUGAUUGUAUCAAUCUUCUUCUUCUUCUACUUCUUCGUGCCACAGUACAUCAACCCCUCCUCCAGGUGAGCCGCUCUACCAGCGACCUGAUGACACCAAGGCUGCGUUGCCGAAAAGAUUGGAGGCCUAUCACAAGGAAACGGCACCCAUCCUCGAUCACUACAAAGCCAAGAGUAUCACGUUCAAGGUAUUGCUUGACGAUUGACGUAAUUAUAUCUUUCAAUUUAAUUACUCGAAAACUGAAAAUAACCGAGUAAGUGACUGAAAUCAGGGAGGUAGGUAGGUUUGACAGGGCUACUCUUCCUUGUUCAGGCUACUUAACUGUGCUUAUAUUUCAAGUAGUUACUACUCGUUUAUUUCAGUUAUAAACACAAGUCAAUCCAUCAGGUCGAUGCUGGACAGGACAUGCGCAUUGUGCAGGAAAAGACGCUUGCCCUGCUAUAACAAGGAGCAUAAAGACCACCUUCAAGGAGCGACAACUCUUCAUAGUGACCUUUUGGUUUUGACAAACAUACUUGAUGUAUAUUCACAUUUAGAUGAUUUUCAAGCAAUCUUUUACUUCUAGAAUCAAUGCCACAGAAAUAUUCAAGACGACGAACUUCGAACGCUAAAACGGGAAAUAAUGUCAGAUGAAAACUAGGGAUAUAAGGACUUCAACACGACACCAACAGCUUUCCAUAUUGACAAAAAAAAAUCCUAAAAAAAUUUUUUUUCUUUACACCGUGACCGUCUUUGAUCUUGUAAAUUUUGAACAGAAUUAGAAACCUGCACAGGUUUGGUCGACACAGACACCCAAAUCAAUGUACAAGAACAACUUAUGACUGUGGUAAGGACACAGACGCAAUUGCGCCGAAAGCUAGAAGAAAGAAUCUUAGAGCUUAGAAGAAUUGCACCCUAAAUCUCGUCUACCUGAACCUGAAAAUGAUGGACCUGAAGAUGAUAUGAUCAUAUGCAGCCAUAUGGUAGUAUGAAGAUGAACGACAACGACACCACAGAAGUUCUAAGAUUUGCUAAUGAUUAGAUUUUCCCAUAGCUUCCAUCUACUUCUUCUACAACGGGCCGGCGCGUCGGUGUGUGAGAUACACGACAGCCUUCAAAAUGAUUACCUCACAGCCGCUUCAAUGUAAAACUAAAUGAGUCGUAAACGUGUCAGGUUAAAAGAAAAUGUACAUAUUCUUGUACUAGCAGUCUUCAAGUAGAACUACUUUGAUUAUCCGAAGGCUACUAAACUUAAUCACAAAAAGCUUCUCACUAUAUUCCAAUAUUUGGCUGUGGUUUAUUCGAACCAUGUUUAUAGAUGCUUACGCGAUAGUACAAGAACUACAAGUACAAUGUCAAGUAAAGACAAGAUCAUCAAAAUGAACAAGAACAUUUUCCAAUUAAAACACGUCAAUUUAGCAAGCUACAUGAGCAGGAGAUAGAACCAGAACCAUAUCGACUAGCAAAUACAUGCAGUUGUGACAAAUUGGUCUUACAGAAAACACCCUUGUUGUACUAGAAUCAAACUGCUGCACUGGCAACUUUAUUGUUGGAUCGAGAACGAGGUUGCAUGUCACGAUACAAACCUACCCAUGUGGAGUUUAUGUAUAAAUAUGUAGCAUACGAUACAAGGAACCGUUGAUGCCGCCUCCUCCUUAAAGACUGAGCCAAUCGUUGAGCACAUCGCUGCGCCGGCCACGACUGUGCUUCAUUCUCGUCAGAUACUUACCAAUGGCAAAUAUACCAGAUAAGAUGAAACAUACUUCUUCUGAAACUUUGAGAAGAUGGUCAAUGAAUUUACGACCAAGUACUACAUCGAAAGUAGUAGACGUUGAUGUAGUAGAGAAACGUACGUGCCGUAAACGUAAUCGAAGAAGCAGAAACGUUGUAUGAAGAAAAGAGGAUCUUUUGCAAGGCGACAAAU